UCCUUGGACCUGCUGGCCCCCGCCAGGUUCGGUCUUGUGAACGCAAGAUCUUUGACAAACAAAACGUUUAUCCUGAAGGAUUUCUUCACUUCCCGCAGACUUGACUUCCUCUGUGUGACGGAAACAUGGCUGGGAGCCGGUGAGUCCGCCCCUCUUAAUGAACUUCUGCCUCCGGAGUGUUCCUACUUUAAUUUUCCGCGGUCGUCCGGUCCAAAAGGAGGAGGAUUAGCAGUCGUAUUUAAAAAUGACUUUAAAUGCUUCGAACUGUGCAUGUCUGAGCUGGAGGGGGCGUGGCCUCCAGUUCCAGGUGAAUUUCGGGAGAUUUUCGGGAGAAAAUUUCUUCCGGGAGGUUUUCGGGAGAGGCGCUGAAUUUUGGGAGUCUCCCGGAAAAUCCAGGAAGGUUGGCAAGUAUGAUGCUAUAUGUUAUUAGUAUAUUUUGUACAGUUCUCACAGCAUGCCUAUGAACAUUAAAUGCCUAUUGAAAAAAAAUUACCUUUUUUUUGGUAAUUUCUACUGGGAGUAACUACAAUUACGACUUGUGAGGCUACCACUCGGCCAACAUCACAAGACAAGACAGAAGUGCUGAUGUAUAAAACAAAUAACGCUACCAACCUUGUUAACUUGCUUCGCCUGACACCAGUUCUGUAGCCUCUUUGGCCUGAAUGCGUCGUCAUACUGCCGAUGGAAAAGCACGUACUUAAAAUAUACAUUUGAGAAAUAAAAAAUUAUUACUUGUUCGAAUUAAUUCUGAACGAUAUUUACCUGGUUUGCUGAGUAGCAGGUGGACAUAUUUGCAUCUACACUGGAAUUUACGGCUGAGUUUGUUUGGCUGCCUGGUUGCAUAACAACUCGGUCAUGUGACUUACGUUAGCGUGAUGUCGACAACACAAAGUCACGUUGUCACACUUGUAGCAAAGGAAAGAAACUAUAGCAGCGCUAUGUCACUCAGUUAGCCAUGAUGUAUGUUUUAUUUAAGGGGAACAUCAUCAUAUCCAGCUUAAUAGGGCAAUAACGCUCCCUUCUGCUGGAGGUCAUACUGUUUGAUAUUCUUCAUCUCAUUUUUCCACAAUAGCGAUCGUAAUAACCAUAAGACUAGAUGCGUAGCUUAAAAGCUGCUAGCUUAUCUCAUUAGCAUAGUGUAGACCAUCUCCUGGACACUGGACGCUUCUGGCAUCUCAAAUAAAGCAGUCAUGGCGUCAGGCCUGUUCGGUCUUGUCCUCCUAAACUAUUGUGCCAUUUUGGCCACCAAUGUGUUCGCGGACGAUGACGCGUGUCUAGCCUACAAGCAGGAUUUGACCAGCGAAUAUCACCCCUAUGACCAAUGUUUUGGAGAAUUCUGCUGUGGUGAGUGCCGGCAUCGGUAUUGCUGCACCAACAAUAGAUAUCGUUUCUCUGCGGAUGAUCAAAAACAGUGCGAUAGUCAUCCAUUCUUGUCAGUGUUGAUCUGCUUGAUCGGCGGUUGUUUCUUUGGUAUGGUGGUGUGCGACUUAUGUUUGUGCAAGCUGUACCGCAGGCUCAGGCCUUUGGUUGCACCAAUCACCCUCACCACGGUUCUGGCCACCACCGCUCGGCUUUUCCCCCGACAACCAACGGCAUUGCGCAGGCAACCCCACCCCUAUCAGAGGGCCCCCGAUCCAGCCCAUCAACCUGUACCAAUCCAGCCAGUACCGCGGCCAAUGCCCACCAUACCUCACCCAGGACCACCGGUCACACUGGGACCACCGCCAACGUAUCAGGAAGCCACGGGACCACCACCAACGUAUCAGGAAGCCAUAGGACCACCGCCAUCGUAUCAGGAAGCCACGGACCCUGCCUUCCCUUGCCACCCGAUGACUUACAGCCAAAGUCAAGGCUCCCAACCCAUUGCACCCGCAAGCCAACGCUCCGAGGGGCCGGACAGACUACCUGGCUGAGCCCACGUACAACCCAGCUUCUGGUUAACUGUCUCGCUGGUCAGCUGCGACAUCCCGAAGGAACAUUUGUAAAGUCAUAAUUUACCUUUCUUCGUUGAAGGAUGCUCAGAUGAGGCUUUCAAUAACUUGAGCCGAUUGGACAACAAGCUUCUAGCAUGCUCCGGCACAAGAAACCACCUGCUGGCAGGAUGUAUAAUUACAAACUUCUCUAUCUUUACCACAUAAUGUGAUUCAUUGAAUGUUUGUGUCUGUUAAAGCUUUUGGAAAAGACUAUCACAAUUAAUGCUCUACCAAUUGGAUUUUCUAGUUAAAUCUACACAUGUAUAGUAAAAUAUGUUUUAAUAUGUUAUUAAAUAGUUUUUUACCGUUGCUCUCCAAUAAUGCUGCUAUUUAUAUAUUUAUUUUUUGAUAGACAUGCACCUGGGGAUAGGUUGAUUGGCAACACUGAAAUUGACCCUAUUGUGUGAAUGUGAGUGUGAAUGUUGU
This is a messenger RNA of Nerophis ophidion (straightnose pipefish), 2399 nucleotides long. Its product is annotated as protein shisa-4-like. Bases 1191 to 1913 code for a protein of 240 amino acids. The transcript has a single exon. The record is from RefSeq and is a predicted model, not a curated record. Lineage: Eukaryota; Metazoa; Chordata; Actinopteri; Syngnathiformes; Syngnathidae.